AUGUUUAAAUUGGAAUCCUAUAUAACACCAGUGAUUCUCAGUUAUGUAGAGAAAUAUGUAAAAAAUUUUAAACCUGAACAAUCACAAGUAUCUUUAUGGGGUGGAGAUGCAUCCUUUCAAAAUCUAGAUUUACGGCUAGAGGUAUUAGAAGAACAACUUAAUCUUCCAUUUGUUUUUGUUAGUGGCCAUAUACAUGAAUUGUUGAUACACGUUCCUUGGGUAAAAAUUACUUCUGAACCAAUAGUUGUUACCAUUAAUACUAUAGAGUGCAUUUUAAAGUUGAAAGAUGAGAACACCACAGAAAGUAGUACAACGGCUUUACAGAGGAGAAAAGAGGUGGUACAAGAAGAAGCUCCAUCUGGAUAUAUAAAAAGCAUAGUUACAAAGGUCAUUAAUAAUAUCACUAUUCAUUGCAACAAUCUCAUCUUGAAGUAUGUAGAAGAGGAUAUUGUGCUUAGUGUAAAUGUUAGAUUUUUAAGUAUGCAAACUGUCGAUAACAAGUGGGAACCAGCUUUUACAGAAGUCAACGCUCAUGAAGUGAUGCUUAGGAAAGUUAUAACUAUCCAGGAUUUGACAUUAUGUUUGGAUAAAAUGAAUGCAUCAGGCAAGAUAGAAAUAUAUCAGGAUCCCGUUUUAUAUCGAUGCUCAAUGACAAUCCGCAUGAUUAUAAAAUAUCAUAAUAAUAUCUCGAAGAGAGCAUCUAUCACGAGACUCGAUCUUCAUUGUGAAAAAAUGGAAUUUAGCGUAACCGAACAACAAGUACCGAUGCUUCUCAGACUAGCGGCCUUGGUAAUGGCGUUGCAAACAAAACAGUUUCCACCAAGUAAGGAGAAAUCUUCCAUUACUGUAGACGAGAGGGAAGAUAUCGUGCAAGACGACAUGAAUCAAGUAGCGGCAACUUCUACAGAUGUAGUUGGCUGGGGUGGAUGGGCGUGGGACAUGGUAUCAUCCGUUUUACCUGUUGAUUGGGACAAUGAUUGGUCUGCUGAGCAACAAAUGGCUUAUUCUGGUCAUACUGUACAUUUAGGCCUUUACAUAGAUGAUGCUACUCUAACAUUUAAGACUGUUGAAAGUGUCAAAGAACAACUAUUCUAUAAAUCUCGGAAACUUAGGUACAAAUCGUUGUUAUCGCUUCAGUUAAACGGGGUUGUGAUAGAUACUUUAAUUCAAGGAAUUGCAAUGACGACCUUCCAAGUUGGAGUGGCAUGUAUACGACUUUAUCCGCGAGAAACAUGCAGUUGUGGAUAUUUAGAAGUUAUUGAUGGUGCACAGCCGCCUCUUUACAUAAUAGCUGGGAAAUUGAACACUGACUAUUUGAAAGAUUCAUUAUUUGAUAAAGAAGCUAUAGAAAACAAAGGAAAAAAGAGAAAUUACAAGCAAGGAGUAGAUCAUCACUUGACAACAUUCACGGAUGAAAAACUGUUAGAGAGAUGUCAAGCGUUUGUCAUGGAUUAUGUAUAUUAUGUUGAAUUGCCCGACGAUAUUACUCCCGAAAGGUUAUUCGAACUUGGACCAAAUUUUGAAUACAGCAAUUUUCAGGAGCGCAGGAUAGUAAGAUAUCUUGGCAGCGACUUAACAAUUAGAUUAUGUUCUGGAAUUUUCCAUCGUAUCGAUAAUAUUAAACAAGCUGCAGCAAAUUAUGAUUAUGACCCCUACCUUGUAAUAAAACCAGACCCUCUCGUUGACGAGCUGCCCCCAGUUACAUUGGAAGAAUACGAAGCACUCAAGGAGAACGUAUCGAUGACGGAAACAAAAUUAAUUUUAAAAAAGGCGUCGUUACAAUUACAACUGGCAGAUCAUUGCGUUGCAGGCGUACCACGUCAACGUAAAAUUAUUGAAACUCGGACUACUCCGCCAUCUCCUGCCCUUACGGAUGAUCCUUUUGCGACCAUUGAAUGUGAUGAAGCAAUCGCCACUAUAGUUCAGCCCAUGUAUCCGUUUAGACUUGUGGCUUGUGCAUCAAAAUUGACAGAGCUAUCGCCAGAAAUGUUUACUCAGUGCCAUGCAAUUACUGACAUACAAGUGACUGGAGCAAAAAGUCAACUCCACUUAACAAAAACUUGCAACACUUCAAUAAUAAUGCCUUAUUCAGUGGAAGCAUCAUCCAAGAUAUUGUUGUAUCCUCAAUAUUGGCGAAAUGUAGACAUGGUUCAAAAGUCUUAUUCGUUUCAAUCUGAUAGCAUCACAAUCACGGGCACCAAAGCAAAGAUAAUAGCUGCAGCCUUUAUAGUAACUUCUAUUUUUAAUCCCAUGGAUAUGACAAAUCCACUUGUCAGCUCUACUCUUUUUAAUGACGCUUGUCAGGAAAAAUCCCCAGUAUAUCUAGAGUUAUAUCUAGAGAAUAUAAACUGCAAGAAUGUUUCAUCUUCAGUCACGGUAUCAAACGAAGUGAACAUAGAUUCUGUAAAAAUAUUUGCUUUCAAUGAUUCGCAGCAAGCCUUUAUCCUUUCAGGUCCAGAAAAUCGUGGUGAAAGUGAUAUGGGAAAUGUACCACUUUUAUCUAUUGUGGUUCAGUUUCCUAAAAAUAUAGAAUUGCAGACGCAUCCACCGCUUACUUCGUUUAAAAUAGCCGAGAUCAGAGCUUCAUUAGACCCGCUUUUCUUCGAAUGGCUAGAAUAUCGUCCUACUUAUCACAAAUUCGAAAGUGCGCAUGUACCACGUUCAGAUAGCCAACAGAUGCUCAUCGAAGGUACAUCAUCUGAUACGGGUACACGGAAGAAAACGUUCCCGAGUCUGCACGAAAGCGUACACAGUUCGUCGGAUAAAGAGAAGAAAAGAUCAGCUAUAACGGAGAAGUCGAAAACGUUACGGAACGAUGAAACGCAAAAGAAAAGUGAAUCUAAGAUGGAAGAUGAACAACAGAACUUACAGAAAUCCGGAAUAUUGGUCAGAUUGGCAGAGUUGUAUUCGUGGUGGUGCAGUCUUGUGCUGAGUGGAUAUAUUGGACAUAUUGUUAUUUAUAUACCAUCCAAUACUAUGAGUGGUAUUGGCGCUGAUGGCAUAGAACAGGCCAAAGAAAGAGCUCUGGUAGAAAAUCAAGAUUUGCAAAUAAUGAUAGUAAAAUUACCAAGUCUUCUCAUACAUUCAUCUAAUCUGAACGCUGAGAUGCUUAGCCCACAUCUACGGAAUCUCCCUGUUAAAUUACCAGAAUCUAUGUGGACCUAUCGAAUACAAAGCUUCCCGUGGACAUUAAGUCUUAUUGACUUUCAUUGCUACACCUUACAACAACAAACACAAAAGAACUUUAUAAAAAAAGUUACACUGAAUGCUACAGUAGCUCUCACUACUAAAACGGCUGCAACACAAUCGAACACGCUCACUGCGUUAAGCGUUUGUGUACAUAUUGAUAAUUCUCCUAUCAUUGUUUCAGUUUCGGAAGAACAGGUUAUUUUUAUGAGCAACAUAGCAUUAGAUAUCAUGAAGAUUUUGCGACCUCUGUGUGAUACCCGUGAGAACAAAAUGAUUAUACCACAAAUAAACAAUGAGACGCAAGUUGUUCUCCCUGUUAUACCACAAACUCCGUCCAGCCCAACUCAAAUAAUAUAUCCGGAAGACACAACUACUAAUUCAACUAUAUCUACAACGAAAGACGACUUAGGAUAUGAGAAGGAUGGCUUAGUUCUAACAGCGUGGAUUCAGUGGACUAUAACGAAAGUAACGACCAAAUUAUACAUCAUGGGGCAAGCGAAUAUGUCUUCUCUAAAAUUAAUGUUGGAAUUAGAGGAUAUUAUAACAUCCUUGGAUCUACAAUCGGUUUAUAUGCAACUAAAAAGUAAAAUAACAACUGCAACGAUAUUCCACUACGUUAGAAGCCCAUAUGCAUUACAUUGGGAUGUUGGUGAAUAUGCCGGGCUAGUACUUUGUGGAAGAGAAGAUAACUUGGAGAAAGUCGAUGAUUCUGGUUUCGUGAGUUUUACGCUUACCCGUGCAAAAUCAGGAAACGUGUACACGCGUUGGGGCACUCACAAACGUCACAAGUCUCAAAAGAAAGAGUUGCUGAUCGACUCUACAUUAUCUACAAAUGGCUACAUCUCUGAAAUACUGAUAAAAAUGCAGAUGGUCGACGUAAUCUUACCGCUUAGUCUAAUUAGCAAGUAUACUCAAUUGAUAAAACCUUUUACAUGCUUGAGUUCAUCCGUUGAGAAAAGCGCGGAAGUAACUCGUAGUAAAAGUAUGGCAACGCCAUUAAUCGAUAUAACCAAUCUGAGUAAUGAAUCAUUACCAUUGAUACAUUUGGAGUUCAAAGGCUUUCGACUCAUGAUGCCAGCCUCAACCGACGCAAAUAAAUUGCAAUAUGAUUUACUGAUGCUCCAGUUGGACGGAAUUCGUAUUACACCUGAUGCGGAAAAUCCAAUCUGUAGAACUCCGUUACGAACUGACAUAUAUCAACUGGCUGCUCAAACAAAUAUAUUGAAUGUACCAGGUUCUGCUGUAGAAGAUCGUCAGUAUCAAAUUAACAUUAAAGGGGUGUGUGUAUACACUACUACGUGGAAGAAUUAUCAGCUAAGUAUCAAUAAGAGAAUGUCUCAAUCAUAUUUGUAUACGAUGAAUGAGAAUCCUGCAUUGGAAUGGAAUAAACUGGGGAAUGGUAGUAGUUUGGAUCCAUAUUUUUCUACAUCUCCUGUGUUGACAAAAUUUGAUCUCUGCUUGAUUAUUGCGCCUGCUGUCAUGUUUAAAACGAACACGAUAGUCUGUGGAAGCGCUAUAGAAGUGAAUUGCAUUACAGACAUAGAAUUAACAAUAAAUUUAGAUCAAAUUAAAUUGAUUUCAACUCUCAAUAAUGAGUUUAAAACAUUAUUGUCCGGAAGUUUCGAGAAUAUAGAAGAUAGAAAUAAUUCUAACAAUACAGCUCAAAAAUUUUCUUCGGGAUUUCAAAAUACAAAAUCUAUCGGCUGGCUAAAGCAGACAUCGGAUGAUUCAGAUCUCGAUUUCGCAAAAGACAGUGGUGUCGAUUUUGAAAUGUCCAGUAUGCAUUCGACAAUAAUUGGAAGACCUACAGGUGCUGAAACUAUGAUGUUUCUACCCUUUGAAUUUUUAGUAAAUUGCGGGAAAAUAACAUUUAUUCUUUACGAAGUUCAGAACACAUUCCUUGAUUUAGAGAAUGACGUAGAUAUACCAAAAACUGACAGCGAAGAUGACAACGAUAAUGCAAAACAGCCAUUACUUUAUUUAAUGAUUAAUCAACCGAAUAUUUACUUCUCUCAACAAUAUUUAUCUAAAAAGAUACAGGUAUCUUGUUUCGACGUAACGAUAGCACUUGGCGAUACACAAAAUUUGAAUACAGUACCGACUGGAAAGGAUUUCAAAAUUUACAUGAUAGAAACGAAACACGGUGAUCCACAUCCAGACACGGGUAUCCCGCCUUCUUUCGCAACUGUAAAGUCCGAAACGAUUCUAGGCAAAAAUCGUCAGUUCUUCAUUGAGAUGGGACGACCGACAAAAGUUCAUCUUUCGUUGUCUCGUCUCAAUAAACUUUACAAUAUACAAAACAAGGUAUUAUCGUGUUUUAUUAGGGGCGACGUUGCAACGCAAGUGCCUACAGAUGGAAAAGAGGCUGUGCACGCGGAUUCUCCAAAUUUGGCGAUAUCGACAAAGUCGAGGAAAUUCAGUGUACCUGAUUUACAUUUAAGUACAAGACAGAUUGUGCUGUCCUUAAAGACUGACUCCGGAGCAGAAAUUAUCGGCAGUUUGGCGUCAUUGAAUGGAAGCCUUUCGACACUUUCGAGACCGGACAGGAUAUAUUCGAACUUAUCCGUAGAUUCGUUCAUUAUAUCUGCGAUAUUAAAUGGCAACAUUAAAGUGCUGUUGAACCCAUGGUGUUGCAACAUAACGACCUGCUUACUUUGGGAAUCUUCGUAUAGUACUGAAGUCAUUCCACAAAUACAAAUACAGGCUGACAGUGAAAGUCUGUAUCUUGACUUCGGGCCGGACCAGAUAAAAAUUAUAAAAAUGGUUAUGCAAGAUUGUCAAUUGCUUUUAAAUGAAUUUGCCUCCUUCUCUGAGGGCGAAAAUAAAGACGAGAAGCAAAUUGUACUGUCGACUGAACAGCAUUAUAAAGAUGAUCUCAAGGCCGGUGCAUUCCAAUUUAUCGACGGCACUGCAGACGAAUUACCCUUUCCGUAUCAAGUAGUAUUCUUUACCUAUCCUCAGCAAGCGAUGGCUUGGAGAUAUCCGCAACCGCGAACGUUAACAAAGAUACACGUGUCUCCUGUGCCGUUUGAAACAGCGAAUAUCGAAGGUGACUACAUCGAUAAAGUUCCCUGCGUUGUUGAGUACUGGAGCGACAGUCAUAUAUCGUAUCAACGUUAUGCCGAUUUCUACUUGUCGGAGACUGAUUCCUACCGGUUGGAUCUGCCGGAGAAGGCACCGGCGCGAGCAGUGGCUUGCGUAUGGCGUGUGGUUAUAUUGUCCAACGAUAAACGACCUAUGUCGAAGAGUGUCGUAUCCGCCCGCGCGCUCGCGGCCUGCUUGCGCAUCGAUUCUUACUUCAAUUCCUUGAUAAUACCGAACAUACAGAUCGCCUUGAAUAUCGGCGUGCUUCAUGUGUCUUUGUACAAUCAUAUUGAUACGACUGUAUACAACAGCUUGCCGCCACCGUUGGACAGAUAUACAUUGAACGGGAAAAUCCCUGAAAUACAGUGUUUCAUGUCCGUGGAACAGAAAGGAGCCGUUUUGGUACUUAACAAGUGGAUAGAUGACUCCGUGCUGCUCGAUGUCGGUGGUACUCUGAGCGUACACGUGUUGGACUAUAGUCAUCUGUCUAUGCAAGAAGUGUUGGACUCUUUAGAAGGAAGAUUCCAGUUGUCUUUGUCGGAUAAGGUAGACACGUCGUUAACGUGCAACCCGUUUACGCUAAAAUUCGGCCCGGCAAUAACUCACACCCUCGCGGUCUCUGCCCAACUAUGGCUAGCGUCCUUCGAUGAAGAAAAAAAGAACGUAAUCGUUUUGACGCGUUACGUAAUCGCCAACGAUAGUAAUAUACUGAUUCGCUUCGGACAGAGCGGCACAGGAGACAGCAUACUGCUCGAGAGUAAGCAAUGCAACUUUUACUCGUGGCGGCAGAUAGGCAAUCAGAUGAUACGGAUAUCGAUCGAGGAGAAUGCCUGGGUAUGGAGCCGACCUUUCUCUGUCAAUAAGGACGGAGUCCAAGUGGUGGAGUUCAAUAAUUCGACGAUCAACACGGCGAUCUUCGUGAACGUCACGUCGCUUUCCGCCACGCAAAAACUAGUGACGUUCUCGGGGCAACUUAUGAUCUCCAAUCAAUUAAUCGACAAUUUUGAGAUGAGAUUGGUCACGUACGAAGCAGAGGUCGGCUCCAAGGUAACGGUUUCCAAGGAAGUGUAUCUCAUACCGGGCAAGAGCUUCCCAUCGUCCAUCAUGCUUGAAAAUAACAAGAAGAUGGCUAUGCGGCUGCGUUUCACGAACUUAACGCACUUAUCUUGGACCGGAGACAUUCCUCUGCAACCUAACAUCAAGUGGGGUCAGCCUUGGCUCGUGAAGGUGCCAUUGCAAGAGCGUGGUCAAUUCCUGAGUAUCUGGGUGCGAAUAGUAACGCAGACGAUACAAGAUAAGCCAAAGAUCCUCGCUGUACUCAGCCCACUUUACAUGAUCCGAUCGCAUCUACCGGUACCAGCUAAAGUCCAGAUGGAGACGCCGUCUCUGAAGAUGUCGUCGAGUACGACGAUAAACGGUCGCGGCGAGUGUCAGCAACUGUAUUGUCCCGGCACGUUUGAGCAUUUUCAUCAGUUGACGUUCCAACUGGAAUCCGGUGUCUCCGCGUCGAAUCCUUACGUGCCGCUGUCGUACAGUUCCGUGGACCAACGCAAGUUCUUUCGAAGACCUGAUGUCGAAGACAUCGAUAAGAUCCUGCGAGAUCUUAAAGAUCGGAAGGACGAAAUACCGUGGCCGUUUCAGGGAGACGACUCUGAGGAAUGGAUAUCCGCAGAACAGCCACAGACACAUGUGCAGGUGAAGUAUCAGGACGCGGGUUUGGUCUCCAGCACACUGCUGCUAGAGCUACAACCUUGGUGCUUUGUGAUGAACUCGCUAGGCUGUCACAUCUCUUUAGUGUCGGAAGACACGGAGCUCUGUCAGAUUCCGCACUACGGCAUAGUUACGCCGCCCAAGCUGGAAGGCACGUUUCACCUGGGCGUCGGGAUCGGCGACACGUACUACACGUCCCAGGCGUUGCAGUUAACGCGACCCGACUGGAGUCAAAGCUUCUACAUGCCUCGAAUCGGUGGUCUUAUACCAGUCGAGGGUAAUAUUAAGACAUCCGUUGAUUGCGGCAUGAGCAUCUCUCUACUGAGCAUCAAUUCCUCCAUGCACGAAGAUAUGCGUCUGGUGCGCGUCACGAGCAGUCACGUAAUUGCUAAUCUGACGUCUCAGGAAUUGUGCGUGGCCACACUCGCGGUGCACGAGGAAGCAAACGGCCUGCAAUUACCCUACGACCUCACUCCUUACAGUCUGAAUAUUUCACCAUCAGAGGAUCAGAAGCAGGGCACCCCGAUCGUGCAGUGGUAUACAUUGUAUACGGAAAGCAACGUCGAACCGCUCGUGCUGUAUAUAUCCUUCAGUCUGGGUCACAGAUGGUCCUGUCCGAUCAGAGUAGACCAAGCUAUGAGCCGCAGGUCCGUCACGAUUCCAAACGGCUGCGCCUCCAUGCCGGUGAUUGUGACGACACAAGAGGACAAGGGCACCACGUUCAUCGUGGUGCACACCGAUAACCAUCCACAACUGUUGAUCGAGAACGCCUGCUGCUUCAAGAUCUUGCUAGGCCAAGCCGACGAGAGUAGCAACGAGAUCUUAUCGGAUAGCGCUCACUUCACGUGGAUAUGCGAAGUCGACAGUGGAGCGACGUCUCAUUACUCGCUUCCCUGCGUCAGCAAUCGACUGCCCGACACCGCGGUUCCAAACGCGUCGAACGUAUUGCUGUUCUCCACCAUACAGCCGCCGUACGAUCAACCAACGGCGAGAGCGGACUUAAAGUGGUCCAGAGGAGUAAAUUUGUCUGCGUUGUCGUCCACACCGAUAGAUCAGUAUUUGCGAUUACCAUCAUACGGCGAUGUGAAGCUCAUAAUGCAGAGUCGCUGUUAUACGAUUCACAUUAGUAUCGUACCCAUCUCCCAAGUGGAAGUGUCCGCUCAAGACAUCAGAAGCAGAUUGCUACGUAAGAAAAGCACGGCGAAAGACCACGACGGGACGACACAUGGUCCUGCUUCGUUGAAGAGAGCGGAAGAGGAUAAGAUAUUAUCCCACAUACAGAGUACAAGCAGCUCGACAUCGCUAACGAGUUUCUUUUCGGCUCAAGAAGAUCUUUUGCCUGUAGAACCUGUUCUUCCUUCGCUGUCGAGCUCGAAACAAUUGAUCUCAAAGAUAACGGACGAAAAAGCUUCCACUGAGGACAAUCAAACGCGACCAGCUUACGAGAUUAAUCCAGCUAAUCCCAAAGAAGGCUCCGUUACAGUUUACUUGCGCUCUUGCACUAUCGUUAUUCUCCACGACGUCAACGAGAAUGCACAGAGAAUCGAAGUAGCGAGUUUGUCCAUGACAGAUUUAGUCGUUACCGUAAACUCGAGAGCCAGAUUCAUCAAUCUGUGUUGCUACAUAGGCGACCUUCAGUUAGAUAAUCAACUGUUCGAUCAGGGUGGUUUUGAUUUUCCAGUGGUGCUAAUAAGUCAGAAUCCAUUGCCAAGCAGGGAGAUGGUGUUCUACAGUAAUAAUUGUCUAAUAACGAAUAUGGAACAGAUCAAACGGGAUUCUUUGAUAGCCAUCGAGUACGCUUGGGAGGUGAACGGAAACAUGAUAGCGUCAAAGGAAUAUCGCAUGAAAAUCGCGCCUAUCAGCGCAUAUAUCGAGGACACGUAUAUAACGCAGUUGUUGGAUUACGCGACAUCGAUGAUACCGCCGCGUCUGAUACUGAGCGAUAGCCCUAAAAGAAUGCAAACAGUAGCCGUGUCGAACGCAGCGUAUAUACCGGAUUACAUUAUGAUCGACUCGAAAAUUUUAAGCAGACCAUUGCGACUGCAGAACUUCGUGAUAGAACCGUUGUCCAUCUUAUUAAGCGUUCACACAUCUGUGCGACUAUACGUCGCCUUGGAUCAUUCCCCAUUAUAUUUUGGCAUUUUCGAAAGGAAGAAUCUACUCACCACCCCAUAUAGACUUGGCAACGCGCUUACGAUGCAUUAUUUAUCUGGAGCUAUAUUCGGAGCAGGCUGGGUGGUCGGAUCGUUAGAGAUACUUGGGUCACCCGGAGGUUUGGCACAAGCUCUUGGAUCUGGUCUCAGAGAUUUCGUAUCACUUCCAUUCCAAGGACUGUUACAAGGUCCAUGGGGUUUCAUCGUUGGUAUCACACACGGUUCAGCCAGUUUGAUGAAACACGUGACAGCAGGUACUGUGAAUUCCGUAACGAAACUGGCAUCCAGUGUCGCACGGAAUUUAGACCGGUUAACGUUGGACGAAGAGCACUUACAACGACAAGAGGAGUCGCGCAGAAUGCGUCCUCAAGGCAUGGCGCAGGGACUUUACCAAGGCUUGACUGGUCUUGGAAUGAACUUACUCGCGGCUGUUGCUGGCUUGGCACAUCAUCCUUUACAGCAAGUGUGGUCGGGCGAGGCAACGACUAAGAGUUUAGUUACUGGUGUCGGUCUUGGUCUGGUCGGCGUCGUGACCAAACCACUGAGUGGUGCUGCAGAACUAGUUGCUCUCACAGGUCAAGGACUCUUACAAGGAGCUGGAUGGAACUCAUUGCCCACGCCACGUCAAAGGCCAAUAGUGCAAUAUACCACUGGCAAUAAUAGCACAUCCGUGAGAUACACGUGGCGUUUGUCAUCUCUACUCGAGCACAGUCACGACAGUAUUCUUCACGUGACCAGCGCGGAUCACGUAAUUCAUCAAGGUAGCAAUCGCGCGGUUACGCUCGUUCUCACACGGCAAGCUUUAUUGCUGGUGAAUAUGGCGGAAGACAGUGUGGAAAGAAUAUUCUCGCUGAAAGAACUGACUAGCGUUGAUCAUAUCACGGAAUCGACGAUGCUGUGCUUGUAUUGUCCACCAGUUGCGACGCAAUCCAGCAGAUCGUUAUCACCAGCUGAGCACGAGAUGGACCAAGAAAUGAGGGCGCGAGUUGCAGAGUAUGUGCGGACGAGCAGCACCGGUUUAGCCAGUGUGUCAACUAAUAGUGACAAGCAAUCUGACACCUUUGAAAAAGUAUCUCCUCAUCCGGAACAUACACUUACAUUUUAUGUCUGUCCGGACACCCGUAAUUACUUGCUGUCGUUGUUCAACAUUGCCAAACGACAAAAUCAGGGUUUUGGUUUUGCUGUUUUGUAAUAAGAUAAAUUUUCAGUCAGUUGCAAUUAAGCAAGCGCACACAAUGACUAGAGCGAAUAUUCCAUAUAAUUCGAUUGAUCAAAUUAAGUACAUUCGAUUUCAACAUGACUCUUGGAUACACUGAAACGAAUUUAUCGAUAUCUUUGGAAAUUUUAUGUAUUUCGAGUUUACAAAACCAUACACGUGGAAACAGUAUUACCAUGUGAAUUAGAGAUUCGAAAAUACCGAAGUAAACGUAAUCAAGAUUAACAAAAAUUAUAGAAAGCUCCUUUUUAGAAUAACUAACGGUAAGAUUUGAAGAGGCAAAUAAGGAGCAAACACGGAUGUCUAGUGCUAUUAAAUACUAAUAUUUCUUUUAUAUAAUAUUAAUAUGAUAAUGGGGGGAUAAUUAUGUCCAGCAUGUCAAACGCACGUAUCGGAAUUUUUCUUCGAUUAAUUUGCCUCUUCAAAUCUUACUUAGUUAUCAAGAUUCAAGUUAUCAAGUUAGUAAUCAAGAUUCUAAGCUUUCGUACUUUUUUUUUGGAGAGGUCCGUUUCUAUUUUUAUUAAAAUAUAUCGCACAUAUAUAUUAACGCUUUCGUUUUACUUAAAAACCAUUUAUCACGAGUUUAUGAUGUAUGGAUUUUAUUGUAAAUUCAGCAUAUGAGUUAAGUAAAAAACAUAAAUUGUAUAAAAUAUUUACAGAGCGUUAUUUAUACUAAUUCUUGCAAAAACGUACAAAUUAAAAAAACAUGCUAAACUUUAUUUAUAAAUGAUCAUAUAUGAUAUACGAUACAUAUAUGUGUACGAAAGAUAAAAACAAAUUUUUAUAAACUGACUUUAUAUGAACAUGUAUUUAUAUUACGUGCCAAAAAUAUUAUGAACGACUCUAUCAUCAUUGGAAUUGUUAUGAAUCAUAUAAUAUUGCGAUGUAAUAAUUUAAUGUUGUAAUAAUAUAUUUUACAUAUUGUGCAUAUAUAAAAAAUUUAAUAAGUAAUAAAUUAAACAAGAUUGAGAUA
This is a messenger RNA of Odontomachus brunneus, 12325 nucleotides long. RefSeq names its product vacuolar protein sorting-associated protein 13B (gene Vps13B). NCBI's taxonomy places the organism in Eukaryota, Metazoa, Arthropoda, Insecta, Hymenoptera, Formicidae. The coding region runs from base 1 to 11328 and encodes 3775 amino acids. The record is from RefSeq and is a predicted model, not a curated record. The transcript has 38 exons.